AUGAUGGUGGGCCCGGGCCGAGCUCAUGGCCACAGAAACCGCCUCCGCCGCCUCAUCCCGCGGCUCUUCCUCCUCGUCUUCGCCGUCUAUGCCGCCUCCUUCGCGAUCUACCUCCUCCAGUCCCAGUCCCACCACGAGUCGCCGCCGGACCCCACCCCGAGGACUGAUGCCCGUGACGGCGUUGGGGCGCCGUCGUCCUCGCAGAAGCCGUGGCCGCGGCUCCCGUCCUUCCUUCCCUGGGUGUCCAGCGCCGCUCCGCCGCCGCCGCCGCCGCCGCAGCACACCUGCGAGGCCUACUUCGGCAACGGCUUCUCCCGCCGUGUGGACGUCCUCCCCGCGGGCCGCGGGGGCGGUGGCGGCUGGUUCCGGUGCCACCACAGCGAGACGCUGGGAAGCUCGAUCUGCGAGGGCGCCAGGGUGCGGCUUGACCCGGCGCUCAUCGCGAUGUCCCGCGGCGGGGAGCCGCUGGAGCAGGUGAUGGGCCGCGCCGAGGAGGAGGAGCUGCCCAAGUACGAGCCCGGCGCGCUGCAGGUUGAGGGGCCGGCGGCGGGUAGGACGGCGCCCCUGGUGGACGCGGGGUUCCUCAACGACUACGUGCCCACCGGCGGGAUCGGGAUGCACACUAUGAGGGCCCUGCUCGAGUCGGCGCGCGUUGUGCCUCCCGGUGAGCUGCACUGCUCUCAGUGGGUUGAAGAACCGACACUUCUGGUCACUCGUUUUGAAUAUGCAAACCUUUUCCACACAAUUACGGAUUGGUACAGUGCAUAUGUUAGUUCCAGAGUCACGAAUUUACCAAACCGUCCUAAUGUUAUAUUCGUGGAUGGGCAUUGCAAGGCACAAUUGGAGGAAACAUGGGAAGCACUUUUCUCAAGUGUGACAUAUGCUAAGAACUUCUCUGGUCCUGUUUGUUUCCGACAUGCCAUUCUUUCACCAUUGGGCUAUGAGACUGCCAUGUUUAAAGGCCUCAGCGAGAGCUUCAGCUGUGAAGGUGCCUCCGCAGAGUCCCUCCGAGAAAAAACGGACUACGAGAAAACUGCACGGCUAUCUGAAUUCGGGGAAAUGAUUGUAGCUUCUUUUGAUCUUCUGCAGGAUGACAUCAUGUCAUCCAAAAAAUCAAAUGGGCUCAAUAUUCUCUUUGUUCGGCGAGAAGACUACUUGGCCCACCCACGCCACACUGGUAAGGUUGAAUCCAGACUAAGCAAUGAGCAGGAGGUGUAUGAUGCAAUUGACAAGUGGGCACAAGGUCUGAAGUGCAAAGUGAAUGUUGUCAACGGUCUUUUCGCCCACAUGACCAUGAAGGAGCAACUGCGUGCUAUCCUGGAAGCUUCAGUGGUAAUAGGGGCUCAUGGGGCCGGUCUAACACACUUAGUUUCAGCAACUCCUGAUACAAAGGUUCUUGAGAUUAUCAGCAGCAUGUACCGGCGCCCACAUUUUGCGCUGAUCUCACACUGGAAGUCUUUAGAGUACCAUGCCAUAAAUCUUCCUGGGUCAUUUGCAAGGAUCACAGAUGUCAUCAGUGAGUUAAGAAAAAUACUGGAAGGUCUCGGAUGCUGA
Messenger RNA from Miscanthus lutarioriparius, 1554 nucleotides. The record is from the annotation of a GenBank genome assembly. Lineage: Eukaryota; Viridiplantae; Streptophyta; Magnoliopsida; Poales; Poaceae.